AUGAUCUGGAACGAAGAGCUCGCAGCCUCCCUAGAUCAAGCAGAUGGCGUUAUUGUGUUCCACCGUGUAGAACCAAGUAAACUGCAACAGCUUGCAUUGACGCUUUCGGAGAAGGUCGCUCAAUUGGUUGAGCAGAAUGAAAAGAAUCUUGAUACGAAACUUGGGGAGAAGGGAAAGGAGGAGAAAAGAGAGAAGCAGCUGGUGGUGGAGAAAGAAGAGGAACACGGACGGGUGGCAGAGGUGCUAUCAGAGGAGGAGCUAGGGGAAGAGGUGCUCGAUUCGCGCAAGGAUUGGGAGGUCAGCUUGCAGGAGCACAAAAAAUACGCUUUGACCGAGAUCAAGGGUGUCGGUCGAAGAUACUCAAAUAUUGUCUGCAAGAAAGCCGAUGUUGACCUCAAGAAGCGUGCUGGUGAACUCAACUCUGAUGAGUUGGAACGUAUUGUCAACAUUAUGCAAAAUCCAACCCAAUUCAAGAUUCCGUUAUGGUUCUUGAACAGGCAAAAGGAUAUCGUCGAUGGCAAAUACGGCCAAAUCCUGUCCAACGCUGUCGAUUCGAAGCUUCGUGAUGACUUGGAACGCCUAAAAAAGAUCCGUGCACACAGAGGUUUGAGGCACGUCUGGGGAACUCGUCGUCGUGGAAAGACUGUUGGUGUGUCCAAGAAGCGUGGCUAG
Messenger RNA from Acaulospora colombiana, 672 nucleotides. NCBI's taxonomy places the organism in Eukaryota, Fungi, Glomeromycota, Glomeromycetes, Diversisporales, Acaulosporaceae. The record is from the annotation of a GenBank genome assembly.